This is a messenger RNA of Malania oleifera, 3332 nucleotides long. RefSeq names its product transmembrane 9 superfamily member 1. Lineage: Eukaryota; Viridiplantae; Streptophyta; Magnoliopsida; Santalales; Ximeniaceae. The transcript has 12 exons. Bases 189 to 2165 code for a protein of 658 amino acids. Gene Ontology annotation, cellular component: membrane. The record is from RefSeq and is a predicted model, not a curated record. Gene Ontology annotation, biological process: protein localization to membrane.
GGGUGAACAAGUUUAUGUAAGUUUAAAAAUCCAAAAAUACGACAAAAUGGGUGCAUUUGAGAUGAGCUACGCCCAAAAGUAACCGAAGAAGAUCAUUUCAAGUAGAGCUGUAUGCGUUCAUAGGUCGCAAAUCUACUAGUAGAAAGCCUCUCCACCACCUGGGUCCUCAAUCCAGGUCUUGCCCGACGAUGGCGUCGUUGCAGUUCACCGUCCGAUCGUCCUCUUCGCUGGUUGUCGUCUUUCUCCUUGCUCUCGUCUUGUCGCCGUCGUCCGCAUCUGAGUCUGACCACAAGUAUGAAAAAGAUGAGCUAGUUACCCUGUGGGUAAAUAAAGUUGGUCCAUAUAAUAAUCCACAAGAAACAUACAAUUAUUUCAGCCUUCCAUUUUGUCACCCAUCUGGCAACAUGGCUCACAAAUGGGGUGGCCUUGGUGAGGUCCUGGGUGGAAAUGAACUUAUCGAUAGCCAGAUUGACAUAAAGUUCCGAAAAAAUGUGGAUAGGAGCACCAUUUGUGAACUUGAACUUGAUGAGCUAAAGGUCAAACAGUUCAAGGAUGCAAUUGAGAACAGCUAUUGGUUUGAAUUCUUCAUGGAUGAUCUGCCUUUAUGGGGCUUUGUUGGUGAGCUGCAUCCUGAUAGGAACAGUGAUAACAAGAAGCAUGUGCUUUUUACCCAUAAGAGCAUUGCUGUUCAAUACAACAAAGAUCAGAUUAUUCAUGUUAAUCUCUCUCAAGAAAGCCCAAAACCAUUGGAAGCUGGGAGAACAUUGGACCUGACAUAUUCUGUCAAAUGGAUUCCAACUAAUACCACAUUUGCACGUCGCUUUGAUGUUUAUCUGGACUACCCUUUCUUUGAGCAUCAGAUUCAUUGGUUCUCCAUUUUUAAUUCAUUUAUGAUGGUUAUCUUCCUUACUGGUUUGGUGUCCAUGAUAUUGAUGCGUACUCUCAGAAAUGACUAUGCAAAAUAUGCUCGGGAAGAUGAUGAUCUGGAGACUCUGGAAAGAGAUGUAAGUGAAGAGUCUGGAUGGAAGCUUGUUCAUGGGGACGUAUUCCGGCCUCCACGCAGUUUAGUUCUACUUUCGGCUGUUGUUGGCACAGGUGCUCAGCUUGCACUGCUUGUUCUGCUUGUCAUAUUAUUGGCAAUUGUUGGAAUGUUGUAUAUUGGGCGAGGAGCAAUUGUCACAACUUUCAUAGUUUGUUAUGCUCUUACAUCAUUCAUUUCGGGGUAUGUGAGUGGUGGGAUGUACUCGCGCAAUGGGGGAAAAAGCUGGAUAAAGUCGAUGAUCCUCACAGCAUCUCUUUUUCCAUUCAUGUGCUUUGGGAUUGGUUUCAUCUUGAACACGAUUGCUAUAUUCUAUGGAUCCCUUGCAGCUAUUCCCUUUGGCACAAUGGUGGUGGUUUUCAUCAUUUGGGCUUUCAUUUCUUUCCCUUUGGCACUUCUAGGUACAGUUGUUGGAAGAAACUGGAGCGGAGCUCCAAAUAACCCAUGUCGUGUGAAGACCAUUCCUCGUCCAAUCCCUGAGAAGAAAUGGUACCUCACUCCAUCUGUAGUCUCAAUGAUGGGAGGUUUGCUGCCCUUUGGUAGUAUAUUCAUUGAGAUGUAUUUUGUCUUCACAUCCUUCUGGAAUUACAAGGUGUACUACGUGUAUGGCUUUAUGCUGUUGGUUUUUCUGAUUCUCAUUAUUGUCACUGUGUGUGUGACAAUUGUGGGAACUUAUUUCUUGCUAAAUGCUGAGAAUUAUCAUUGGCAGUGGACUUCAUUCUUCUCUGCUGCCUCAACAGCUGUUUAUGUGUAUUUGUAUUCAAUAUAUUACUACCACGUGAAGACUAAAAUGUCAGGUUUCUUCCAGACCAGUUUCUAUUUUGGAUACACCCUGAUGUUUUGUCUUGGUUUGGGAAUCCUCUGCGGUAAGUGUUUGCAGCUUUCAUUUGGUUCUUUUAUUCAACUAUUUGUAUUUGUCUGUGUCAACACUUUUUGGUGUUGCGUUUGGGAAAUGCUAUGUGUAAUUAUAAACGUAAUAUUGACUGGUGUCUGUAGUGCAUCAAUGGUUCUGAAGGUUAAUUUCAUUAGCAAAUUUCAUCAUCUGCUUGAAAUUGGAUCAAAAUUCCAAAUUUCAAAAAUAUUUUUGCCUACAAUUUUCAAAUAUUGGAAGGUUAUUUACAACUAAUCCCUUGACUGAAGGCUAGAUCUUCUGCCGAAGAAUUGUGGGUGUGGUUGGAAAUCAAAGCUUGUACAGAAAGAAACAAAGAACUGCACAACUAGUACAUCUCUGGUUUUUUGGAUUGUGCAGGGGGGGAAUAGAAGGGCCUUUGAAGAGAGGAAUGCUCUCUUGUUAAGGCUCGAGGACAGAUGGCUAAGAGGCUGAAAAUUUUGUAUAGCGGAAAUUGUGAUUUGGAUGUACAUGCCAUCUUAAGCCUUUUUGACUUGCCAAGGAGGUUGGCUCUCCUUGGUCUCUUGCUGAUGAGUUUACACUGUUUUACAGAUUAAAAAAUAUAUAGAUAUAAUGGAAGGUUGUGAAGGAACUAACUGACCUUGAUCAAAUUUAUGAGGGGGCUUAAAUUCGCCGGAAAAGCUUGAAGUUUCUGAAAUCCCGUUGAUUUAAAAGCUAGUUUUUGUUUAGGUCCUAUAUAUCUUGGAGAACCUGUUUUUCCCCUUUAUUUGUCUAUCAGAUUGACUUGAGCACAAUGAACAUUUGUGCCUGCUUUGGCCACACCUUUUGUGUUUUUCCUGGCAAUUGUAAUACCCAUGGAAUUCUUCCUUUUCUGCAUGUCGUGCAAUUUUAAUGAUGUCUCUCUUUGAAUCCGCAGGGGCUGUUGGCUACCUAGGUUCUGCUUUGUUCGUGAGAAGGAUUUACAGGAACAUCAAGUGUGACUAAGUCUUCUCGAAAAAGAAAUAGAUACAAUGGUGCUUCCCCAAGCUUUUGAUGGGAUAGAAUAAGCAUUUUAGAGGAAGCCUCAGGUCACGUAUUGGGGACCCAGAAGACAUUUACAGAUAGAAAUCACAAGGUUUUGAAGAUGGGGUUGUAUGUUUGUCUUGGACUAGGGAAGGCCCCGAGAUUUUUUUUCCCGGCUUAUUGUAAUUGAAAGCCUUGUCAAGUUAAUUUAGAAUGCAGACAUUGUUUUAUAACCCGGACAAAAGCCUUAGCUAUUUUUCCUUCAAUCCUCAACAAAUAGAUGGCCAAUGUAAGGACUGCUGCAGGACCGCAUUUUUCCUCUCCUUCCCUGUUGCACAUCUUUUGGGAGAGGAACACCGAGGGGAAGGACGCGGAAAAUGCAUAUUGUGGUUGUGAAUUAUAUGUGCACGUCUAGUCGAUUUUUAUCGAUAGUUUUGAGGA